UGGCAAACGGAGCAGAGUGAGGCAGAAUGCUGCUUUCUGUGAGGAUCCUGGUCUGUCUGUUUCUGUAUACUCAGAAAGGUCAGGGGGAUCUGAGUUGUCAGAUCAACCAGAAACAAUUAAUGAUUCUGGCCACAGUAAAUGAAAAAGUGAAGAUUUCAUGUGAGUACAGCUGCCGCCUGAAACCGCAGCCCGGUAACCUGACUUCAUCACCAGCCAACCCUGUCAGAUACAUUGUGAAACUGUAUAAGGACCGCCAGAACCAGACUGUCCAAUGGUUAUCAGGCCAAGCAGUUGAACCCCACACCAGGUUGAACUGGGAGAAGAGAGUGACGCACACAGGGGACAGCGGUGUCUAUUACUGCACAGAUUCCUACAGGACAACAUCAGGGACACUCCUGCAAGUGAAACAUGCUGUUUACAAGAAGACUUCUUUCACCCUGCAGUACAUCCUGGGAACUAUUUGCAUCAUCCUGGCAUUGUACAGUGUCAGUGCUACGUUGGUGGUACUCAUCAAAAGGAAGGUGUGUGACAGGUGUAAGGUUUGCCUGAUGAAACCUGCUAAUCCAGACACAGUGCUCCAGGCUCAGAUAUCGCCCAACUCCGAAUCACAGCAAAAUAACAGAUCACGUAGCACAGAGGAUGCUACUGAAGAUGCCUACAUGGUGAGGCUCUGCAAAUACAUGAGGUAUCAGUGUACAGCUCUCUACACAAUGACACAUCCAAAAUGCAAGGUUCAUCUCGAAGAAAUAAAGAAUCAACGAGUGCUCAGAAUGUGCAGCCUCAGUCCCAGGAAGACGCUUACGAGUGCGUUUAUGAGAAUUUCUGAAGUAAAGGCCCCCUGUAGGAAAUGGAAGAAGGUGCAGCGUCCCCCCCACCUACCCCAACCACCAGACGCGAUAUCAGAGCCAGUGUGAGCUGUACCUAUUCCCCAGGCUGUGGCCCUGACUCAUGGUGCUUUUCCAGACGCUGUCACACCAAGGAUCCUCCUCCAGCCCUGAGACUGAGUCUGCCUCUGUCAGGGCUGGGCUGACUGUUCUAUCAACCCUCGUGACCAAACUCCAUUGAUCACAGGAUUAUAAUGGUACAUAGGAGACCAUUCAACCCAGCGUGUCUGCUCCAGCUCUCUAAAAGAGCAUCAAUGACUUUGUGACAAUCUCCGGCCAUUUCCCUGUGAACCUCCACUGUUUUUUCUAUUGAAAUUGCCCAAUAAUAUUAAAACCCUCAGUUGAACGCGCCUCUGCCAUUUUUGCAGACAGUGCAUUCCAGCCCUAAAUUCCUCACGCAGUGACAAAAGUUUCUUUCUCACCACAUUUGUCCCUUUUGCAAACGACUUCAGAUCUAGCGAGUUUUGAGAAGAUUUGUAGCUCAGGUUGAGGUUCUGGAUGUGAGUUUGCUCGCUGAGCUGGAAGGUUAGUUUUCAGACGUUUCGUCACCUUUUUUUUUAUUUGAAAAAAUAUACUUUAUUCGUGAGAUGUACAAAAAAU
Messenger RNA from Stegostoma tigrinum, 1484 nucleotides. RefSeq lists its product as uncharacterized. The transcript has 7 exons. The coding region runs from base 27 to 914 and encodes 295 amino acids. NCBI's taxonomy places the organism in Eukaryota, Metazoa, Chordata, Chondrichthyes, Orectolobiformes, Stegostomatidae. The record is from RefSeq and is a predicted model, not a curated record. Gene Ontology annotation, molecular function: transmembrane signaling receptor activity. Gene Ontology annotation, biological process: B cell receptor signaling pathway; positive regulation of B cell receptor signaling pathway; positive regulation of cytokine production. Gene Ontology annotation, cellular component: membrane raft.